AUGAAGUUCACCUCCGCUCUCGUUCUUGCCAUCGGCCUCGGUGUCGCUUCCGCCUCUCCAGUUGUCGAGAAGCGCGCUUCCACCAGCGACAAGGCCAACAUCGGCUACGCCACUCUCAGCGGCGGCACUACCGGUGGAGGCUCUGCAUCCGCCGUGACUGUCACCACUUUGUCCGCCCUCAAGUCCGCCGUGUCCGGCAACAGCGCAAAGGUCGUCAUUGUUUCCGGCAACAUCAGUGGAAAUGAAGUCAUCAAGGUCGGGUCGAACACAUCUGUUCUCGGAAAGUCUGGUGCCACCCUGACCGGUGUGGGUCUGCGCGUGAUCGAUGUGUCGAACGUCAUCAUCCGCAACCUUAAGAUCAACAAGGUCUUGGCCGGCGCCGGCGACCACGUCGCCGUCCAGUCCGCUAACCGCGUGUGGAUCGACCACGUCGAGCUGUGGUCCGACCAGACCCAUGACAAAGACUACUACGAUGGCCUUCUCGACCUCACCCACGGCGUGUACGCCGCAUCAGUCACCAACUCCUACUUGCACGACCACUGGAAGGCGUCGCUCGUCGGACAUUCCGACAGCAACGAGAGCGAGGACAAGGCAAUCCAGGUGACGUACGCGUUCAACAAGUGGCAGAACCUGAACUCGCGCACGCCCUCGUUCCGCUUCGGCCAUGGCCACAUCUACAACAACUACUUUGUGAGCAACAACGACGGAAUCAACACGCGUGUAGGCGCAGAGCUGCUUGUUCAGAACAACGUGUUCGAGAGCGUGAAGAAGCCGCUGUACAGCACGGACAACGGGUAUGCGAACGCGAGCGGCAACGAUUUUGGAGGAGCCAGCAACACUGCUGCUACUACGUCGUGGAGCUCUGUCGGGUAUUCUUACAGUUUGACCGCGGUGGGAUCUGUGAAGUCCUACGUGAACUCGAAUGCUGGCGCCAAGCUGUCUUUCUAA
Molecule: messenger RNA, 948 nt
Organism: Rhizoctonia solani
Lineage: Eukaryota; Fungi; Basidiomycota; Agaricomycetes; Cantharellales; Ceratobasidiaceae
Product: pectate lyase
Exons: 6
Coding region: 1-948 (315 amino acids)
Molecular function (GO): pectate lyase activity
Source: RefSeq, a predicted model, not a curated record